Molecule: messenger RNA, 1602 nt
Organism: Oryza brachyantha (malo sina)
Lineage: Eukaryota; Viridiplantae; Streptophyta; Magnoliopsida; Poales; Poaceae
Exons: 3
Coding region: 716-1174 (152 amino acids)
Source: RefSeq, a predicted model, not a curated record
UGACGAGAUGGCUGCCUCUGAAAAAAAAACUGUUAUUGCUUAUCCAUGACUGGAUCAAUAAUAAUUAUCCUGUUAACCUGUUAGUUACCUCUCCUGGGUGGCGAAGCUUGAAUUAGCCUUCGAUGCAGUUAAAAAAAAACGCACACAGAAGUUUCUGAAGGAUCAAACAAGAUCCACAGGAUUUUAUCCACAGGGCUAUCUCCUCCGCCGCGUCGUUCGCCUUGCUGUUCUGCCGCGGGUUGGUUGCAGUUGAUCCCCGCUGUGGGGGCGGGCUCUCUGCGGCUGCAUCUGCAUCUUCUGCGAGGGGGAAGGAAGCCAAAGGAGGCGGCUUUUCUCGGUUGGAUUCCUCCUCUCGCUUCCUUUUCGCCUUCUUGGAGAGAGAAGAGGAAGAGAGAGAGAGAGAGAGAGACCCAACUCACCUUCUCCUUCUGUCCUCUUCCUCCCCUUGGUCCCGGUAAAGCUAGCUUUUUUUAGUGCAAGAUUCAAUCUGCUGCUGCUGUUGUUCUUGGGUUGCUGCAUCGCGUACUUGGUGCAGGGAUUUGUCCCGGAUUCCUGGGUUGGGGUUUCAGUUUCAACGUGGGUUCUUAGCGUGCAGUUCUUGAUCUGGUUGUCUCAGUGCAAGGCGGCAGCUCGCGGUGGCCGGGGGGGUUCUGAUUGAUGUGGUGUGUUCUUGGCUCCGAUUUGGCCGCUCCCGGUGCAGAAAUUCCCCACUUUGAUGAGGCUCUCGCACUGUGAGAGCUACUGCGGCCCUCCCCUGUGCUACAUCCCCUGCCUCCCCAAAUCCAAAGAUGCAGCCGGCGACGCUGCUUCCAAAUCCAAAGGUGCAACCAGCGACGCUGUCCCGGCGGGCCCGUGUCCGGCCGCCGCCGCCGCCGAGGGCAAGCCACCUCCGGUUCAGAAGAUUGAGGAGGCGGUAGCGGAGAAGGACGAUGACGACAACGAGGAGGUCGAUGAGGACGACGACGGUGUGAAAAUGGCAGCGCCGCCGGCUCCACUGAAGAGCAACCUCAAGAAGGCCGACUGCGCCGACAGCAAGUGUGCCGAGAAAGGCAAUGUGAAGUGGCUGGAUUUGCUGGGGAAGGAUCUCACCGAGGUCAAGGAAUUUGAACCAAGUGAAUCAGGAGAUUCGCUGGAUGAAGAUGACAUCGCAGAAUGUGUUUGCGCUAUCCAAUGAUCCAGAAGUUGUACAUUGGUGUAAAUUCUGAAAAGGGAGUUCAGCGUGAAAUCGUCGAUGUUUAUUUCCUCUCACCGGAGGGCCAGGUUCUUUUGUUAGCUCCCUCCAUGAACUCCACUGAAGCUACCCAGCAUCCACAACUUGUGCCAGUUCCAUAAGUACAUGCCACCAUAGAUGCCUAGCUGUAGAUGUUCCUGCCUUUUGUCAAUCUGGUAUGUGUUUGGGUUGGUAUUGGUUGCUGAGGAGUGAUACAUUUUUCACACUGCUGGUGGUGUAGCUGAGAUUAUUACUUCUGUAAAGGUUACGUAUAAUGUUAUUGAGUGGAAACAGAUCCUGUCAUCCUGUGAUCACUUUGACAAAAGCACAUGUAAAGCUUAUUGAUUUGAAGCUGUCAACUGAAAAAGAAGAGUUGGUUGAUGUUAGUAUCA